CAUCAUUGAACGUAAUCACAUGAAUCAAUCGAUCGAUCAACAGAUCUAUCGACAAACCCUUGCCCUUACAAAACUAGAACUACUUACUGCACACCACCACCGCUGCAAUUACCGAUCUCAUCCCACCAAUUCCAUCAAACCAAACAAGAUGUCCCUGUCCCUGCACCUAACAACCGCCACCCUCCACCUAACCUCCAUCCCACCAGGCACCUUCAUAGGCAUCGAUCUGACAAGCUUCUCUUCGACGCCGGCAUUCCAGGGCGUAAAGCUGAUCCCAUCGGGCCUGCACCUACUCUACUACUCCUCGACUACCGAUUCCUCGCUACGCAACGGGUUCUGGUUCUACGCCUAUCCGGGGCGAGUGAUAAGCAAGGCGUGGGAUCCCGCAGCUGAGACAGCGACGCUCGUCGAUUCUCCUCCGUCGUCCGUGGGAUUGGGGGAAAAGGUGUACGCGGAGAACCUGAUGCCGUAUAUGCAACGGGAAGAGUGGAGGGCGUUGGGUGGGUGUGUGCAAGAACGCACGUUGGAAAGGUGCCUUGGGGGGGGGUGGGUAUGCGGGACUGCGGGGGUUUCGGGGAUGGAUUACGAUGUUAGUGAGGAUGAGAUCAUGGGACUUCCGCCCGGUGGGGGAGGGGUGGAUGUGGUGUGGACAAAUGUGGACUUGAAGGUUACCUGGCCCGCCGGCACAAUCGGCCGGGAGCGGACGGAAAUGGCGAAUGAUAGAAGUUGGGCGCUCAAUAAUCUGCUUCACAAACUAACCUCUAAAGACCAAGAAGAUGCGGAAAGGGGGCUCCUGAGCGAACUCCAGUUGUCAUUCGUAAUGUCAAUCACCCUUGGUUCCUACUCCGCCAUGGAACAAUACCGCCGCUUACUCGGCCUCUGCUUAACCUCCCGAACCUGCGUAUUCCACGAACGGAGGAAGCUCUUUGAAGGGCUGCUCGAAACACUACUUGCACAGUUGGACUUCGUCGACGGGGACUUCUGGGCUGGCUUCAUCGACGGUGGAGAUGGGGACGAUAAUUGGCUCGCGAAGCUGCUCCGACGAUUCGGGAGCGGGAUUAAAGAUGCGGGCAGCGAACAACAACGACUCGACCAAGACAGGGAUUCGAUAGUGAGGCUUUUCCGGGAUAUCGAGUCGUUGACUAGGGCGAAGUUUGACUGGGUAUUGGAUUAUAAGAAUGUGGUCAGGAGGGGACUUGUGCAGACCGAGGAUGGGGAAAUGGUCGAGCUGGAAUUAGCGGGCCAGGAUGAGGAGGAUGAGACGGGGGAAUAUGCACCUGUCAUUGUAGAGGAGGUUCUCCUAGAGACUGGUCGUGAGUAGCGGAGGUGGGGAUGAUGGUUGGGGGAGAAAGAGGAGAAAGAGAAAAAAAGCAAGCAAUUACAGGGGAAGUAGAAGCAAGGUAAUCCCAAAUUCGUAUGCAUAAGAAGUGAGGAGGCCCCUCCAUGAAAAUCGAACGAAGGGUAGUGUGGGGGAAUAAGGCUUUUUUUAUUUUUAUUUUUUACUUGUGCAUACAUAGUUGUUUUUAAUUACCUCGUACAAGCAUGAUACGAGGACGAU
This is a messenger RNA of Tuber melanosporum (Perigord truffle), 1558 nucleotides long. RefSeq lists its product as uncharacterized. The transcript has a single exon. The coding region runs from base 149 to 1321 and encodes 390 amino acids. The record is from RefSeq and is a predicted model, not a curated record. NCBI's taxonomy places the organism in Eukaryota, Fungi, Ascomycota, Pezizomycetes, Pezizales, Tuberaceae. Gene Ontology annotation, biological process: spliceosomal tri-snRNP complex assembly.